This is a messenger RNA of Colletotrichum godetiae, 1029 nucleotides long. Its product is annotated as 37S ribosomal protein Rsm25. NCBI's taxonomy places the organism in Eukaryota, Fungi, Ascomycota, Sordariomycetes, Glomerellales, Glomerellaceae. The record is from RefSeq and is a predicted model, not a curated record. The transcript is spliced from 2 exons. Gene Ontology annotation, molecular function: structural constituent of ribosome. Gene Ontology annotation, cellular component: mitochondrial small ribosomal subunit. Bases 262 to 993 code for a protein of 243 amino acids.
GAUGAUUGGGAUGGGAAUAUUAUUUCGCUGGUGAAAUGCAUGGGUAGAGUGGGGCCGACUGCGAAAGCCGGUCCCGGCGUUAGGAUUGGCCGAUGCUCCAAAUUUCUGAGUUGCAGUUCGCGGCCGACGAAGCUCAUCACCUGCAAAGGCACCCCAGACAGGAUCGAAUACUCGUGCCACCUCCGCCUCGAUCUCAACAGUGAGUCUCAAUCCUCCAGAGUUUGCAACUGACCAGAAGUCUGACAAGCCUGAUAGGUCAAGAUGGGUCGCCAGAUCAGGCCUGCGCGGAUCUACCAGACCGUUAGCCAGGAGCUCAACUCGAAAAUCCUCCCCCAGUAUCCCGUUUAUGAACCACCAUGGUUCCAGGUCAUGAGGGAUAUCCCCCCUUCCGAAAUUAUUACGAGGCCGACGAUCGUCAAUACCCAAAACUCCAACCGCAAGCUUCGCAAGCCUCACGGCAUUUACAAACCUCAACAGAUCAUACAUGAGGAGGACUCCCUACGGAAGACGUUCUUCAGAGACCACCCUUGGGAAUUGGCUCGUCCAAGAAUGAUUCUGGAGACAGAUGGAAAGGACUACCAGAAAUACGACUGGUCCAAGGGCGUCCGCCAAUACAGAACGCCUUUGACCGGUGAAUGCGUCGUCCAGCGACAACUUUGGCUCAUGCACAACAAAAAGCACCCGAGAGCACAGGCGUACGACAUUGCGAGAAAGGAGUUCUACGCGGCGCGCCAGGAGGAAGAGAUUGAGAAGCGCGUCGCCAGGGAGGAGGCAAGACACGUCGGAGCGUACUUUGGCAAGAACAGACUGCAAAUCGCACAGGAUCUGGAAGACAGAGAAUUUGAGGUCUGGAAGGGCUGGGCGGGCGCCAGGGCUGUCGCGAUCGAGCAAGCGCGCACUGCCAGCUACGCUAACUUUGGUGAAGAAGCGACGGAGGAGACUGCUGCCGAGGCGGAGGCGGCAGAAGCAGCGGAGGCGGCGAAGACGGUUUGAGCAGAGAGGCCUCGUGCCUUGUAAGUAUAUGUACUA